UCACACACACAAGGAGGGCAGAAGACAUCUCACCCGUUGAAGCCAGAUUGAUUUGUCAUGCCAAACCCUGUCAAACACUGCUGGUGGAUGCUUAUCAUGAUUCAUCAGACCAUAGGCGGUGUCCGCACCAACCGUAUGGAGGACUCCAACCUGAGAAUGAUGGAGGCAGCCCUUCUGUCCAAUUUAGGUAAGGAUGCCCUGUCCAGACUGGAUCCCAUUCAUCUUGGCAUAGAGUCAGUGGAAGAACAGAUGAUGGAUGAACCUGGAUCUUAUGAUGAAUUUCCACAGUAUGCUGGCCAGGCUGUGCAGCUCCAGAGCAGGUCCACCAAGGCUCCCCGUCGCUGCAUCCCUCACCAGCAGUCCUGCCUCGGGCACCAGUUCCCCUGCUGUGAUGCCUGCGACACCUGCUACUGCCGCUUCUUCAAGGCGUACUGCUACUGCCGCAGCAUGGACCCCACAUGUACACAUGGGCGCCCGUAGCAGAACUGUGUGGGUGGGACUGCAGACACAUGCACACAAACUCAGAGAUAGAGAGAGGUAUCGUUUUCAAAAUGUCUAUAUGAUUUUUAUUGUUAUGAUUAAUUAGUAUAUGAUACCUUAUGGUUAUGGUCACUUCUAGAUUUUAGAAGAUACAAUUGUUUGAAAUUCAUGUCUUUCUUGUCAAAUAAAACUGAGCAAACUAGUUUUCGGUUAAUUAAUUUAUAGUCAUUUGGGUUUUUUUGGAAAAAUUAUUUUGCUUUAUUCCGGUGUGUGUAAAUACUUGUUCUACCUUUACAGAGAAGGUCUUUUUCACUGAUAUGUAUCAUCUGUCAUGUGCCAGUAAUACUGAUGCUCACAGACUUUAUCUCUUAGUAUCAACCAGGGUAUCUCCGUCCAUUAACAACUAGAGAGUUAAACUAUGUCUUGUAUGGUGUUAUAUGGUGUAUGGUAUGUUCCUGAGCACCAUGGGCCCUUAUGGAAAUUUGAAAGUAAUUCUGCCUGUCUUUGGCAUAAUACAAACUGAGGUAUUACAUAUAGAAACAUCUCUUGUUCAAGUGUCAGUACAAAUAUUGGCAAAAGUUCCAAAGGUCACCCUGUUGGCAAACCAACCUGCUAACUGCAGUUUCUUCAAGCCAUACUGCUACUGCCGUAGCAUGCACACACAGAUGCAGAGCAUAGCCAGGUGGGUGGAACUUGGUGUCCAGAUGAUUUUUUUUGGUAUGAUUAAUUAAUAAAUGGUUUAUUGUGGUUUAUGUUGUCACUUUUAGUUUUGAGAUAUUUGGUUGUUUGAAAUUAUGUCAAAUAAACCUGAGCAAACUGGU
Molecule: messenger RNA, 1301 nt
Organism: Clupea harengus (Atlantic herring)
Lineage: Eukaryota; Metazoa; Chordata; Actinopteri; Clupeiformes; Clupeidae
Gene: agrp
Product: agouti related neuropeptide
Biological process (GO): positive regulation of feeding behavior; adult feeding behavior; hormone-mediated signaling pathway
Cellular component (GO): extracellular region
Molecular function (GO): neuropeptide hormone activity; type 1 melanocortin receptor binding
Source: RefSeq, a predicted model, not a curated record